UCUAAUACAAAUUGCAUACAAAUUUAGGACAGAGUUAACUGAACUUAAUUUGUACAUAACUAUGUAUACUAAUUGUUAAAAGUAUCUUACAGUUUACUAGAUAACAUUUUUAUCUGUUAACUUUCAAGCUGCUAGUACUAACACCAGCUACUCAUGAAAUGAGUCAGCUAACUUUCCUUUUAACCGUUUGUUUUUGCUCCUUAAAGGUGUUAUGAAAGUUAUGUGAUGACAAGCUGGUCGAGGUUUAUUCUUUUAAAGCUUAUGUAGCAAUUUUAUUGUUGCAGUAGGCGCUUAAAAAUGGGUCAGAGUUAUUCAGCAAUUGAGUGAUAACAGUUACCACUCAAAUUUGAUGACCUGUUUAAAAAAUCGAUUUGGUUUAAAGAAAAAUACUACAAAAAUUAUCUUUACAAUAUUUUGAAGCAGACAGAUUUUGCUUUUUAUUUAAUUUGAUUUUUAAAAAAUUUCAUUGAUACCGGAAUUAUCCAGAAACAGUCAAGGCAGAUGUAUACUUAAGCUAAGACAGACUAUGAAAAAAUAUAGUAAAUUAUUAAUUCUAAUCAAAACAAAUCUGAAUCAUUAAAGGGCUGACAACAUUCCCUAAAGGAAUUGCAUUAAAAGGAUGUUACAAUUCUCAUUUCAGUUCCACCAAAAAAGUAAAAAUUUGGAGCUGUGAACCAAGUACAGAUUUCUUCUCUGAUGUCAGCACAAUGGGUUUGUGCUCUGAUAGUUAGCUCUCACUUCCUGGGUGAAACUGCCAUAGAUGUCAAUGGGACUUUCAACUAUGAAGUGAGAACACAAUAGCAGUAGACUUAAAAACUACUCUGUAGAUCCUAUGGCACUUUUCAAAAGAGAAUGUUAACCCUAGUGUCUGGGUCAAAUUCCAACUCAGAUAAAACUACAUCCUAGCUACCUAACUUACCUCUUACAUUUUCAAAUGUCUGUGGUAUUCUUCUUUACUUCCUGUACUAACCGUUGGGUAGUAUUAUAGCUAUGCACUGUUGAACAGUUACUGCAUUUCAUACACUACCCCCCUUCCCACACCCUGUGAGGUAUGAAAAGGAGAUUUUAUAUAAAAUGUAUAUAAUCUUCUUUUUGUACCUCACAAGGAUGGUUUUGCUUUGGUGUUUACAAUGUGUUUGUAGAUCCUUGGAUGAAAAGUGCUGCUAAAGUGGAAAGCAUUAAGAAUUGUUAUUUUUUCUAGAGCACUGUGAUUUAAUUAUUCCUCUAUCUGUAGUUUUGCAUCAGAUUCUUUAUUUGUAAGUAUAAAAACAAAGCCAUUAAUUGUAUCAUUAUCAGAGGCCGUUUUGGCUGGAAUGUUAGGAUUUUUGCAUCACUGGUAAGUAAGGAACCAGAAACAAAAUGAAACUUUCCAGGGAAGCAUAACAACUACUGAAGGAUGCCCCAGAACGGAUAAUUUAUUAAUCUGCUCAGGUGUGUUAGAGAGGCUGUCACAGCUGAUGGGAAGAAUAUGAAUUUGAGCCAUUAGAAUAGGGAUCAAAUGAAUACCUAGGGCUGGCUACUCCACUGCAGUAAGGGGAACUGCAUCUAGUUACACCAGCUAUGAUUUUGGCCCAUGAAAUAGACACUGCAUGUGCUUUAUCAGUUGAAGCAUAUUGCUUUAGUGUUACAUACCUGAUCCAAAGCCCUUUAAAGUUGAUGAAAAGAUUCCCAUUGAGUUUAGUGGACUUUGGAUCAGGUCCCAAGAUCUCUUUUUAUGAAUUAGACCCAGACUACAUGAUAUUUUUUAAUAUUUUUCUUUUUGUUGUAAACGGCUUCUUUCAGGGCUGCUCAUCUUAAAUCUUUAAUCCACAGUGUAAUUGGGUUUACCACCCACUGGGCUCCUUCAUUUGGCACCAGCAUCGUUGUCAGAUAUACCAAAUUCUUAUAGGCUAUAGGCUACUUUGUCCCCCCCUCAGAGAAAUCAGUAGAAGGAUGGGGCAAGUGGCCAGGAAACUCUGUGAAAUUACACUGGUGCAGUUUCAGGGCAAUUAUCUCCUGAGGUGGAAAGAGUCUUAGGUAUUGGGGAUUUGAGAGGAAAGGAAACACAGGAUGAGUAAUCUGUGCAGCUUUGCUGGCUCCACCCACCCUCUGUAGCAUGGCUCCUCCUGCAAAAGCACUGCAAUUAGCUGGGUCCCCUUUGCAGCAGCCCAACUCAAAGCAGCAUCAACUCCUAGUUGGAUUUCCACAGAGAAAUCCAUGGAGCCAGUAGAAGACAAUACUGGCAACAGCAGGUCGUCCACUGCCCUACCCAAUCUUGCCCCGACUCCACAACCCUGCAGUACACUGCCUCCACAUUCAGAGGCGGAUUAAGAUUUACUGGGGCCCUGGGCACAAAGACCAUUUGGGCCCUGCACACCCUCGGGGCCCAGAGGUGCCAGAACUGGGACGGCCAUGCCCGCCCACUUUUUAACAUGGGCAUAGUAGCCUUGGGCAGACACUGAGUGGCAGCAGCAUGGGUGUAGUUUGGGGGGGGCAUUGCCCCCCAAACUGCAAGCCUCCGGCCAGAGGCGACAGGAGGAGCGUUGCUGCAUGUGGGUGCUGCCUUGGGCACAAAGCUCAGGCGCCAGCGGGGGGAGCCUGUCACUGGGAGCAGGAGGGACCUGGCAGGGGCAGCCUGGCAGCGGGAACCCGGCUCAGGCACAGAGCGAGCCCAGGUGGAGUACAGCGGCAGCUGAGGCCGGGCCAGUAGCAGUUGGAGCUGCACCAGAGGAGCCCUCCCUGCCUGGCUCCUCACUGCCUGUGACCUUCCUGGGGUUCCCCACUGCCUCCCAGGCCAGGGCAGGGCCUCCUCUGCCUGCAGAGCAUGUCUGCAGGUCCCGGGAAGGGGGCAUGAGGCCAGACCGGAGCCCCUGCCCCUGGGUCCCACCGGCAGCGGCGUGCCCCGGGGGCUGGAGACAUGGCUGGGGGCUGCUCUCAGGCACCCUGGCCCCCACCUAGGGCAGGUGGAGGGUCUGGGGCUCCCCAUAGCGGCCUGAGCUCCCUGGGCGGCUCCUACCAGGGCCCGGCUCCGGCUUCUGUCCUGGCCAGGGGUGGGGCUCUGGGGGAAGAGGAGGACCAGGAGGUGGGGCCACAGUACCAAUACCGGUGGCUCCUCCACUUCUACCCAGGUUCUGGCAUUCCUGCGGGGCCCCCCAAAUUGACUAGAGCCCCUUGGCACAGGCCCCAUGGGCGCAUACGUUAAUCUGCCACUGUCCACAUUGCUCCAGCAUAGGAGUUUCCCCAAAGUCCAUAGGCAGUGGGUAUAAGAGGCCAGGGCAGGUUAAGCCUCCCCAAACAGCUGGCCCACCACCUUUGGAGCCUGCUGCUGCCGAAAGGGUGGGUGCCCCGGCCGUGGCCCUACCUAUGCUCUGCCCCGAGGCCUUGCUUCCGUUCCUUCUCUUCCCCCACAAGGCUCCACCUCUUCCCUUUCCCCACUCUGCCCACACGACGGCCUUGUGGAAGAGGGUGAAGAGGCGCAUGCAAGUGGUGAGGGGCCAGCUGGCAGGCAGGGGAGUCUGGGGGAGGGGCAAAGAAGUACAUGUGGUAGCAGGGGCCUCAGGGAGGAGGCCAAGCAUGCCGGUGGUGGAGCAUGGGAGGGGAUUCAGGGGAAGGAGGCUGAGCGGGGGCGGGCCUCAGGGUGGGGCCGCAAUCCAGGCAUGUCCAGUUUCCCCAAAUGAAGGAGUCAUGUGCCGCCUAUGCCAAGGUCCCAGGUAAGCUGGAAAAGCUGCCAUGGGUCUGGAAUGUGUAUGGGUUGACAAAUGGGCACUCCCCACAUUCUGGCAUAGUUACACCCAUCUUUUUUCCAUCCAUUUUCUCUCUCCCUUUUCUGCCUGCUCCUUUUCCCCUCCUUCUUGGCAUCUUUUCCUUUCUGUGACUUCUUUUGUUUGCCACCUCUUUAUCUUUUUGCUCACUUUUCUCCUUCCUAUCCCUCUUCCUGUUUCCCCUUCUGUGCUAGCUCUGAUCCUUCCCAUUCUGCCACUCCACAGAACACUACAGAUGAAGGGAGACCAUUAGUGCAACCCACAGCUGAAUUGAGGGCCGUUGGAGAACAGAAGGCUUGAGUAGGCUGGCUGCUGCCUGAGCCUUCACUCUUGAAUAUGUACACCGCUUUUGCAGACAGCUACAUUAGUGGCCACCCUGGGGGCAGAGAGGGAAGGUUGGUGGCUGGGAUGAUUUAAUUGGGGAUUGGUCCUGCUUUGAGCAGGGGGUUGGACUAGAUGGCCUCCUGAGGUCCCUUCCAACCCUGAUAUUCUAUGAUUUUCAAGGAGCCACCAGCUGCUUUAUCUCAGAUCCAGCAGCACUUUUGCAGUAUGCGUGGCUGAAUGGAUCUGAAUGGUUCUGCAACUUUCUCCAUCAACACUGAUCCCCUUCCUUUGCCCAAGGUCUCCCCAAGCCAGUUUGGUGUGUCCCACCUCACUCCCCCAGGCUGGGAAACACCACAACACUUUUGCUUUUACUUCAUCCCACGAGAGACCCAAAACCUUAUGUCAGUAUUUUCUUUAUAGAGAUGCUGUUAAUUUUCCUUUAAUUAAUUUUAAAAGAUAAAGUCCAAUAAUAAUCUCCUGAUAAAUUUAAACCAUUUACCCUUUUUUCACGGACUUAGGGCUUGUCUACAUGGAGAUUUAGUGAGUGGCACGCUUGGAUAUAAAUCUACAGCACACUAGCUUGCCAUGCACUAACUGGGUCUGUGGACAGUGCUACUAUGCACUAAAUGUUUUGUAGCACGCUCUGAUAUACUGCUGCUGGAAAUUUUAGUGCACAGUAGCAGGGUCCAAACAGCCAGCUAGUGUGCUGUAAUUUACCCCUCAGCUUGCCAUGCACUAAGUUUACAUGUAGACAGGCCCUUAUAUGGGAUAUGUUCCUAACGCAAGUUAGUGGAAAACCGUGAUGCAAUCCUAAGGUCAGGACAAGUCAGUGGAAAGGCACUCAGAGCUAGAUUCACAAGUGAAACGUAGGUGCCUAACUAUCUCUUUAGGCACCUACGGCCAACAUUUAGGUGCCACUGGCAUUCACAAAACCACUGCUCAGCUGCCACCUAACUCUGCAGGUGCCUAAGAUUCUACUGAUAAAGUUCUCUAAAUAUCUGCUGCUGGGCAUGCACGCAUCUGCCUACAUCUUGACAUAACUGAAUAGGUUUGUGCCUAACUCAUGCCUAAGCCCUGGAGGAAUGCACAAACUAGGUGUCUUCCUGCCUGUCCCACCUGCAGGCUGCUUAUGAGCCUGCCCACCAGUUCAGACCUCACACAAAACACAGCCGAGGAAGGGAGUAGUCUAUAUGCCCCCUUUAUGCCCAAUAGCUCAGUGAUAAGAGCACUCACCCAGGAUGUGGGAGACCUGAUGUCAAAUCCCCAUUCUGCCUGAUGUGGAGCAAGGACUUAAACCCACGUGUCCUCCCUCCGACUGGGCUAUAGCCUAUUCUGGGACAGGUUUCUCUUAAGGUCUCCUGUUGAGGCUGGUCCAUGCCUCCUCCUUGGUUUUCCUUAAGAAACGGAUGAACUGUGUUAGGCGCCUAACUUCAGGAUAGGAUUCAUGGCUGUGAAUUCCAAGUGGAGGGAGGCACCUCCCUCUGGUCCAGAGUUAGGUGCUUAAUUCCCUUUGAAGGGCAAGGCUUAGGUCACACCUGUCUCCUCAGCAUUUGUUACUGGCUAGCUUAGGCAGCUCAGCAUGAUGCUUUUUGUGAAUCCCCGUCUUAAGUGCCUAACUCUCUCCAUGCAUUGUAUAGGGAGCCUGAUGCCUAACUUGGGGUUAUGAAUGUCACUUGGCAGCAGGACACAUAAAAGUUAGGCACUGCAAUGCUCAGUGUUGUAAUGUCUAGAUCUCCCUUGUGAAUCUCACCUCACAGCAGGGGCGCCGAAACAGCGGGAGGGGAAGGGGGGACCAAGAGACAAUGGCCCUCCCACUUCUUGAAAGUGGACGGGCCUGACCUGUCCACUCUUUGACCGAGCCCGGCUCUCUGCCCCUUCUCUUCCUCCCCAAGGCCCUGCCUCCCGACCAGGCCGGAAGCUGGAGUUUGGACCGGGUAAGAGUGGCCCAGGGAGCUGUGGGGCGGCAUGGACCCCGCACCUGCCCGGGCAGGGGGGGCCCUGAGAGCAGCCCCAGCCCAUGUCCAGCCCCUCACCCAGGGUAGGUGGAGGGCCCAGGUGGCUCUUUGGCCCCUGAGGGCCCACCCCCAGGCCAGGCUGGAAGCUGGAGCCAGGUCAAAGUAAGAGCCAUGCGGGUAGCUGUGGGGGCUGCAGAUACUCCACUAUCCUGGGCGGGGAGCCCAGGGGCAGGGACAUGGGUUGGGGGCUGCUCUUGGGCCCCCCACCCUGGGGAGGUGGAGGGACCUGAGCUCCCCAGCCAGGAUCUGUCUUGCAGCUUGGCAGGGGGCGCGGCCUCAGAGAGGAGAGAGGGAUAGGGGUAGGGCCACAAAGGGUGCAGGGCCUUGUGCCCCCCCCCCCACUUUUAGGCAGAAUCUGUUGCUCCUGCCUUACAGACUCCUUCAAAAGGGGCAUCAUAAACAGAUACUACUGUGCAUGUCAGUGGGUUCUUUUUAAUAUUAAUUUCAUUAUUUCAAUAUUAUAUGAAGAAAAAUCCCCAGAGGUAAUUCAUAUGAAUGAAAACUAAGACCUUGCUCUAGAAAGCAAUUAAGCCUAAGGGCUAAAUUCAGUGGGACUACUAGCAGAGUGAGUACUGCUAAAACUAAGACUUGUCCACACUAACAGUUAGGUUGACCCAGCUACAUCACUUAGGGCUAUAAAUAUCCACAUCUUUGAGUGACGUAAUUAAGGCAACCUAACACUGGUCAAUUUUUGAAAAGAGAACCUGUAUUACAUCACAGGUCUCUAUGCUGACUUUGGGUAUAAAAUUAUUCUUCUUGAAACAGACAUGUAGAAAACAUUUUUUCAAUGAAGUAAAGAGAAAAAGUAAAAACUAAUUAUCAAUCACUGCAUUGGAUUAAAUCUUGAGGCCUCCUCAGGAUGAAAGCAACAAGAACCACUGGAUUAUAGUGUAACUGUCAAAUGUCCUGUUUUUAGUUUAUUGUUUAAACAUACAAUUAUUUAAUAUACAAAUGCUAUCAUGUGAUGCAAGUCAAUUUUUCCUCCAGCAAUAUAUCAGGGAAAAAACAAAUGAUGAAUUCACUUAAAAUGUUGAAUGUAAUAUGUGAGAGAAUAUUAUAAUGGCUCAUAUAUACGACAAAACAGAAACAUGAGACCCUGGAAAAUGCACACACUAUUCAUAGUAUGUUUACUCCCAGGCAGAUUGGCCUUUGCAUAUGGGUGGACCGUACGAUUCUGUCAAAACUGAAACCUGAUAAACUCUUACCUCCUGCUUUUACACUGAGUCAGUGAUUGCACAUGACACAUUAAAAAGGGAUAUAACUACGCAGGCAUUACUUUUGUUAUUUUAUUGGUCCAUAGUAAACAACAUAUGUAAUUGCUAUGUAUUUUUAGCAUUUUUUCAUAUACUUUAAAAAUGUUUGAUAUGGAGUUCAGAUUGCAAUGGUUUAUAGUAGAGCUGAGAGAAUAAUUUAUGGCAAUUUAUUUGGUUGAUUUAGCUUCUUUUUCUGCUCAUGACAUGCAUAUGAGCAGAUUGUGAUUUCCCCAAAUGUAUUCAUCAUAUGAGUUCAUUCAAUGAAUAUCCUUUUAGUUUUUUUACUCAAAAAUUGUUUAUGUAUAGUGGAAAUUUGAGUUGUGUUAGUCACAGUCGGUCAUGUUAUUGUUUCUCAUCCUUGACUGGUAUGAAUACCUAUAUGUGUGAACUUAACAUUUGGCUCUUGUGAGUAUUCAAAGGUGCAACUUUGAAAUUUUCUUCCCACAAAAUUUUUUUGCCCAUAAAACUUAUUUGUUUGAAUUGUUUGCAGAAAUGGAAUACAAAUGAGUUAUGAACACUGCUAAGGUGAAUUCGUCAACAAAUAUUUGCCAAACUUUUUGCAUUAUUUCCCUAGCUCUAGGUUAUAGUGACACCUGUCUCCAAACAUUUCAAGCAUGCUCUGCAGCUAGAACUAAUUUAGUAUUCAGGACAUGUCAGUGGACCAGGUAAUUUGGAUUGCAGUUAUACUUCUGUAAAUUCAAGGUGGUGUCACUGUCUUUAACAGAUUCAUUCUGGAUUUACACCAGUGUAACAGAGUGCAGAAUUUUUUGUCCAUCAUGUCUGUUUAAGUUCUAUGUUUUUGGUGCAGGGACUGUUGUUUCCUAUGUAUUUGUACAGUGUCUAAUGCAGUGACCUGAUCUCAGCUGGGACUUCUAGAUGCUGCUGUAAAUAAUAAAUAAAUUUUUAAAAAUUAAACCAAAUAUUAGUCUUAAUGGGCCAAACUCUGCUUGUUUUACUUCCACAAUACUCCCAUUUAAGUCAAACUUCAGUGUUCAGACCACUUCAACACUGAUGGCUCAGAGACCAUAGGUGCUGGAACUAAGGGUGUGGGGGGUGCUGCACCACCCCCUGGCUCAAAGUAGUUUCCAUUAUAUACAGUGUUACAGUUUUGUUCAAUGGCUCUCAGCACCCCCCACUAUGAAAAUUGUUCCAGCACCUCUGGCUCAGACUGACACCAUUGCAUAGUUUACUCCUAGCCACCUCACAAUCUUGGGGAUGGGAGAAGGGAAUAAUGUAUUACACAUUUCCUAAGUGAUAUAAAAUGCUUUGUUUUGAUGUUCUGCUCAUGUGUGGUACAUAAAGGGCUGCUUUCAGCCCUGGAUUACACUGGCUCCUGCUAGUAUAACUAAAACCCAGGGCCCCCACCUGUGAAAAGGUAAUCUGAAUGGGAGUUGUAGUGACAGAGGACAUCCACAAACCUUGCACUGUUAAGAGGUCUUCAGUCAGCCAGGGGAGAAGCCAAAGUGGAUGGCAUUGGCUGGGGCAUUUAAACAGCCAGGUAAGCAUUGAAUCCACAUCUCUGCUGCCCAGGCUCCCAUAGAUCCUUGAUCACAAACUGAAGCUACUCUCCUCUGACAGAAACUUGAGGGGGCGAAAGGGGGCGAGCAAUGCAAAAUACACCUGGCCAUCCUCCAGAAAUGAAUCCCUUCUGUAGCACCACAGCACUUAUGGUACCUGGCAUUGUCUCUAUUUUCGGUCUUUUAUUAAAAUAACGCUUUUAAAAAUACAUAUACAAAAAAGGAGAUAUGCACUGAAUACAGUGCUUUCCAUUGCAUAUAAUCCUUACUUAUCUGAUGAAAACUUCAGAAACUAAAUUACAUGUAAAGUAUUAAAAAGAAAGCAGCUUCGACCCUUAAUUUUGGUUGCCUCAAACAGGUGUUACUGCAUAAUUCAAUGUUCAGCAUGUGAAUAGAAUACUAUGCUUUAUGCCAGUGUGAGCCCCCAAAAGGACAAUACAAAGCAAUCUUCAGCCAUUUAUUCUGGGAAAAAUAUGAGCCGAUGCUGUGGAUGAUAAAGGAGAAUGGUUGGGAAUGGAAUGUGUAGGAGUAGAAAAUGAAUUGUGGUGCACCUAUCACCAUUUAGGGCAUUGUGGGAGAUGGGAUGAACCUGGUCUGUAAUGUCUCGUGCUGUGCAGUCUCUGUGUUAAACUAUAUUGGGACAAAGAACAAUGCUGCACCUUUAGUAGAACCAAAAGAGGCUGUUUAGAUGGUGGGAGAGUUUCCCUGAAAGUAUUCAGUAAUGUUGAAAAACUGGGGUUCGAAGUUAACAUUAUUUAUUGUUUUGUGUCACAGUGGUACUUGGAUUCUUAAAUUGGUGGAUGCGAAGGGGCCAGACCCUCCAAUUUUGUUUAGGUUGUGACUUGGAAAGCACUCCUAUUCAGGAAAGCACUUGUGCACCUGCUUAAAUGCUUUUCUGAACUGGGGCCUCUCAUAAGUAAUUCUUAUUUAGACAGCUCACGCUGUUGAAGCCAGUAAGACUACUUGCAUAAGUAAGGAUUAGUCAUUUUAGCAAAGUGUACAGGAUUGGCCCAUCUUUAUUCUCUUAAUAAAGAUCUGUGGGGAUGGAGCGGAAUUUACGGUAUGCAAUAUGUCCAACACCCAUUGGUUUUAAUGAUGCAGUAUUCAAUCCUAUGUGUUCCUUGUGUCUAGUCCUUGAAUUGUCAAUAAAAUGCAGCAUUUUGGAAAUUUGGAAGUAUUGUUUCUUGGUAUCUGCUUUGGCCAUACUUCAACAAUCCCACUAACAGGCAGCGCAAACUAUUUGAUAUUUAUGUUCACUGAUAGGAUCUGACCAAAAAGUGAGUGUGUCAAUGACAACUGGCACAAACAUGACAAAGAAUCUGACAAAAGAGGAGGUAAACAAUAUCAACAAUGUAACUGCUUUCCUGAUAGGAAAAUGCAAUGUUAAUCCUGUAAAAUGGUCAAGGUAGAAAGAUCAACACAUAAGUAAGCUUGGCAGAAUUCAAUUUUUUUUAUAAUUUUGAUGGAUAAUUUUUUACUUUAAAGCUUUUUAAUAUUUUUAUUGAUUUAUAUUUUCAUAUUUGCAUAAAAUGAUGAGGGAGUCAGACAGACAGAUGUUGAGAUUCAAAAAGUUAAAGAUUUAUAACUGUUAAAACACAAAUUGUCAACAUCACAUCUCAAAAUACAUGAAGUAAAUAUUCUUAAAUUACACUCUAAUAAGUUCUUAAGCAGCAUUUCCCCCCUGCUUUGCCUAUUUGUAAAUUUCAAUUAUCAUCAAUGGAAAUAUUUUCUCAUUGGUUUGUGUGUGUAUGGUGCAACUGACACUUACCAACAUUUAUUUAUGAAAAUCUAGUUCUUCGAAGACUACUGAUAAAUUAUUACUGUAAAAUUCUAGUAAUCACUUUCUAUAUGGGUUAGGGAAUAUAUAUAUAUAUUUUUAAUAUCAAUUAGUGUAGGAUUUUAGAAUUCUUAAAUGAAACUCUGAUUUAUAAAACCAUUUGCUUUAAUAGGAUGAGUGCUAUCUCAGUUCUUAAACCUCUUUCCGAACACCUGUGGAAGGAAAGGGAAAAUGUUCUCAACCACACUUUUUUUGACUCCCCCCUAAACAUAUCCAGUUCAGUUGCUGUUUCUUUCACACAGCACUGUAGUUUUCCUCGCUUUUCAUUAUGUAAUCUUUGCUUCUUUAAAUCUGGGUGCUCUCUCUCACUACAGGAAACCACUGUAAUGUUGUGUAACACUGCUAAAUAACUCCUCUCCAAACUGAAACGUGGCAUGGAAGGUCUUAGGCUGAGUUGGGAAUAUUUUUAUUUUUACAGAAUUAAAAAAAAUAUUUUAAAAUAUACUGGUUUUAUGUAAAUAUAACUCAGAAAUGACAACUUAAAAACAAAUAAACCCUGAAAUUUGACAGGCAGCCAGCCUAUAAUAAGGUUUAAUCACCUUUGUCAUCCUGGAAAAUAAACAUGACACAUACUGUUACACAUUGGAUUGGAUUUCUCAUUUCUCACCAUACAUUUUGAAAAGAGUUUUUAAACUACAGACAACAUUUAUAUGUGAAUGUAUGGUAUAUCAUACAAAUUAUACAUGCUGGGCCUAAAUUUAGUCUCAUACUGGUUUUACCCCACUGUUGCAGGGUAGAUACACCCCAUCAUGGAGUUUUCAGUCAUGUGUGACAAAUAAGGGGUUCUGGCUCAAAUGGCGAGAGUAGGUAUUGCUAUCCUAGCCUACAAAGCGGGUCAGUGCUGCCCAGUAGCCAGAGUCCUUGGGGCUAUCCUUGCUCUCAGAGGAGAGUGGCCUAAUAGCCAAAAUCCUUGCACAGUGCCCAUACCUUGCAGUAUGUGUGGGGCAUGAUGGGGGGACCUGGGCCCAACCAUCUGCAAUGGCUCCUGACCCAGGGCCCUGUGAAACCAGUGAUCCAUAAUUUGGCUCAAUUUUCUAUUUUAACAGUUACUUUCCCUGGGUCGCUUCCUAUCAAGGGUUCCUGCUUUGUCAGUUCUCCCGGGGGUGUCGGCCUUCUGGCUCACUCUUGUCCUACAGGGUCAGCAGGGGUUCUGUGGUCGAUCCCACUGGCUCGACCUCCAUAGUCUGUAGCUCCAGCCACGCCCUGGCAGGAGCUAGCAACAUAUAUCCACUCUCCUCCUCAGCCAGCACAAACUGAGCUGGGCCACACCCUUUUAUAGCCUGUCUCCAGGUCGAGCAUGCCUAGCAGGGGCAAGGCCUCUUCAGCCCACAGUGUGAGGUUGACCCCAGCUGGGUCAGUGCUAGGUAGACACAUCCCAUUGCACCCAGCUUAACUCUACUGACUUCAUUAUUGUUUUUCCUGAUCAAAAGCUGUUUUUAUAGGAGCAAUGAGCUACAUUUAAAAAACAUUAACAUUGCCCAUCUUGAUUUAAAGAUAAGGGCAACAGCAACAGAUCUACUGGCUGCAAGGUGAAAGCAACCCUGCCUCAGUGGGCUCCUUGAAAUUCAACACAGUGGUGGGGUUAGUAAUGUUUUAAGUGUCUAGCUUUGUACUGUAUUACAUCUAAUCAUUUAUUAAAAAAAAAAACAGUUGGAAAGAAACAAGAAGCCACAAUGCCCAACUACCUAUUUAGGUACUUAUAUACCUCCCUUACUAUAGUAUUCACUGUCUGAGGGGUGGGUGAAGGGCAGCAAUGCUGGCAAGGUAACUUUUUAGUAGCUGGGAUCCAAGAAUGUAGGAUUUGAAACCUAUUUUUUGCUAGCAAAACCAAGAAAUUACAAUGUAAGGACCACUAAGCUCACACUCUUUAAAUAUAUAAACAUAAAAUUAUGAGAAUUAAGGAUGAACUGUCAGCUGCUACUGGUGAAUUUUGUGAUUUAUUAUUCCAUGUCAAAAGUACAUUAUUAAAUGUACUGCUGCUAGUAAGAACAAACGGGAUCUUCUAAAAUUUGGAGUUGCCAAUUUGUAGGCAGUGUUGAAAUGCAGUCAUGCAUUAUCCUUUGUGAUCUUUUCUCUAUAAGAAAACAUCUUUAUUUUAAUUUUAAAUAGAACUUAAACUUCUGUGUUCCUUGGAACAUACUGCCCUUUGUAUGUACAUCCUGGAACCGAUGUCUUAUUGGGAGGGGAAAGUAAAGCCCUAUUAAGUUAUGUGGCCUUGGGGUUUGCUGAGAAAAGCAGUAUUAAAUGUGUUAAUUUAAAAAUGUAAUUAUCUCAAGGUCAUGUACUGGCACACAAUAUAAAAUAUAUAUUCUGCAAAAACAGAAGCAACUUAAGUCAAUGUUCACAUCUCCUGGCAAUGUAUAUUGGCCAAAAGGGAAGAUGGUGAAGUUACACCAGCAAUCACUUUGGUCCUCACUCCUCCCAGGCUCCUUUUACUACUGAGCAACAACUGGUUGUCAGGAAGAACAGAAUGUCUGCCUGUGUUGGAAGAACUGUCUUUUAAUUUAUCCCAUAGAUUUUGUGUGCAUGAGGAAAGGACAUUAAAUCAUGCUUUUGUAUGUUCUAAAUCAAGAGCUGGCUCAGACUGAGAAGACUGCAAAGAGUCUGUUAUGCUGAUGUUGACUGUUCUGUGUAUGUCAGGUGGGUGGGUGGAGUAGUUCAAUGGCCUUGUUGCUGCUUACAGCUGUCAGUCAGCAACAGCAAGUAGUCUGGAUCUCCAUGUGGUCAGGGAGAAAUCCAAAGCCAGGAUAGACAGUGGUAGCUACAGAAGCUAUCUGUGUGCAUCAGAUCAGACGUUGCAUAGUCCAGCACUGCUGGCAGAAAUUCUCUUUCUGAGGGGGUUGGAUGCUGGCUCUUACCAACCCUAAAACCAAUUGUCCGUUAAGGAGCUCUCAGGGAAAGCUUUCCCUUUCAAAAUAAAGCCAGACAACAGAGUCCCUCACAUGUUAAGAGAAAGCAGGAGCUACCAUAGCAGACUGAUGAUUUUCAUAGAAAAUAAAUGCCACUGAUAGAGGAUGUGCGUGCUUGCGUUUGCAUGUCUUUCUCUAUCUACCUUAGGUACUUGUAUAGCUCCCAUUACCAUAGUCUUUGAAUACCUCACAAUGCUUACAGAGACAAGGUGGGUAUUUUUUAUUAGACCAAUUUCUGUUGAUAGUUGUUUUGUGUUUCCUACAUGAUUUCUAGGUAAGCUUCCUGAUUUUUUUCUUCCAGUGGGCAGGUGCAUGUGAUGAUUUCUUGUCUGAGAUGGCCCAUUCUGGAGUACAUAAGGUGCAGUAAAUGGUUCUUCAGUUUUUCACUCGCCUUGUCUCUCUAAUAUCCUGGGACUAACACAGCUCCCCCACCACGGCAUAUCACAGUCCUUAAUGUAUUACUGUAAUCCUCACAACACACCUCUGAGGCAGGGAAGCACUGCUAUAUCCAUUUUAUACAGAGGAAAGCAGGGGUGCUUGAACAAUUUGUAUAGUGGGGGUGUAACAGCCACUGAACCAAACUGUAAACCCUGUAUAUGAUGGAAACUUCUUCAAGCCAGGGGGUGCAGCACAUGUGGGGGGAACCCAGACACAGCCAGAUAAGUGAUUUGCAGCAGCUCUAGGUUUGUGACAGGGCAGGGAAUCAAAUCCAGGUCUGGCGAGCCCCUAACCUAGACCAUCCUUCCUGUCAUUUAGUUUUAUUACCUGAGUGAUAGUGGGUAACACCCAGAGAACCGAUUGCACGCAAUAAAUUGAAUGCCUUGCAGUGAUAAUUGCCAAAUGACUAUAGGGCAGCAGUCCAAGGGAAGCCCGCCUAGGAAUCAGUGCAAUGUGCAUGCACACAGAGCUGAAAACAAACUCCUGCAGCCAGGCGAGUCCCGUUGCCGCAAAACCCUGGAGCAAACUCCAAAGCUGCUUCUCUGCUCAUUUUGUAGUAAACAAAACCUGCUGCCUGCUCCGGCUGGAGGCACCGUACCACCGAGCCAGGCUCACGCAAACACUCUCCCCUCAGUGACUUACCAGCAGCCACACACACGAAACCCCUCAUGGAAAAUUGGCCUCUGCAUAAUGCGACAGGCAAAUCGUUUCCUAAGCGGCGUGGGCCGCCCAUUGGCUCGGGCGGGCCUGUCAAUCACACGGCGCAGGACGGGGGAGGAGGCGGGCCCCUCCGCGGCUGCGGGGCGGGCGGGAGUUCCAGUAAGUCAGCGCCGGGCCGCCGCUGAGUCGCUGCUGCCACGGCCGCGUCCCGAACACUCAACAGGCAGCUGCGCGACCACGGGGAGCGAGCCAGGCUGCAGCCGCCCUAAGCCCUGCGGACCCCACGGGCGCGCUGGCGGGUGCUCCGGCCGGGCAGCGCCGUCCCUCCCUGGGAGCCUUGAUGAAGUGGCGGAGCUAAGUGUCCUUCUCCCUCCCCCGUCUCCGGGCUCCUGCCCCGGGGCUCCCGCCCCCCCUCCGCUCUCCCCGGGAGCGCUGCGCUCCCUCCAGCCCCGCUCCGCUCCUUCCUGCGGGCUUUCUGCCGGCAGCCUGCCCGGCUGCCCAGCGGGCUCCCCUGACUUCCCCCGAGCCGGCCCUUCCCCGGAGCCCGUCCCCUCCCCGCCACCACCAUGGCUGAAGCGCCCCAGCUCGUGGACAUCGACCCCGAUUUCGAGCCGCUGCCCCGGCCCCGCUCCUGCACCUGGCCCCUGCCCAGACCGGAGUUCAACCCGUCCAGCUCGGCCACCUCCAGCCCGGCGCCGUCCUGCGGGGGGCAGCCCGACGGGGCCGCCUCUGCCUCGGCGGUCAGCGUCGAUUUCAUCGGCAACCUGAGCCUGCUGGAGGAGAGCGAGGACUUCGAGCCGCCGCCGCUGCCCCCGGCCGCCGCGGGUGCAGCAGAAGGGGCCGCUCCCGGGGGCGGCUGCCUCUGCGGGGACUUCCAGUGCCAGGAGGCCGGCUGCCUCCACCAGCAGCAACAGCCCGGGCCGCCGCUCCAGCCGCAGCAGCAGCACCCGCCGGUGUCUGCCCUGUCCGCGGGUCCCAUCCCCGGCCAGCCCCGCAAGAGCAGCUCGGCCCGCCGCAACGCCUGGGGCAACCUGUCCUACGCCGACCUGAUCACCAAGGCCAUCGAGAGCGCCCCGGAGAAGCGGCUCACCUUGUCCCAGAUCUACGAGUGGAUGGUCAAGAGCGUCCCCUACUUCAAGGAUAAGGGCGACAGCAACAGCUCGGCCGGCUGGAAGAAUUCAAUUCGUCAUAACCUGUCGCUGCACAGCAAGUUUAUCAGGGUGCAGAAUGAGGGAACAGGAAAAAGUUCUUGGUGGAUGCUCAACCCUGAAGGAGGAAAGAGUGGAAAGUCACCUAGGAGAAGAGCAGCAUCCAUGGACAACAACAGCAAGUUUGCGAAAAGCAGAGGAAGAGCUGCCAAGAAAAAGGCAGCCCUUCAGUCAGGCCAAGAAGGAAAUGGAGACAGCCCAGGAUCACAGUUUUCAAAGUGGCCUGCAAGCCCCAACUCUCACAGUAAUGAUGACUUUGAUAACUGGAGUACCUUUAGACCUAGAACUAGCUCUAAUGCUAGUACAAUUAGUGGAAGACUUUCUCCAAUCUUGCCAGAACAAGAUGACCUUGGAGAUGGGGAUGUGCACUCUAUGGUAUAUCCUUCAUCAGCAACCAAAAUGGCUUCUACUCUACCCAGCCUUUCAGAGAUGAGCAAUUCUGAAAAUAUGGAGAAUCUUUUGGAUAAUCUCAACCUGUUGUCACCUAGUACAUCACUGACCGUAUCGACCCAGUCUUCAUCAGGGACAAUGAUGCAGCAAACACCAGGUUAUUCAUUUGCAUCACCAACCACAAGUAUAGGUUCACCAAAUCCAGACUACCGAAAAUUUACAUAUGCUCAAGCUGGCAUGAACUCUUUGCCCCAGAUGCCUAUGCAAACUCUUCAAGACAGUAAAUCAAGCUAUGGAACGAUCAGCCAAUAUAACUGUCCUGCAGGACUCCUGAAGGAGUUACUAACUUCUGAUUCUCCUCCGCACAAUGAUAUCUUGGCAUCAGUAGAUACUGGCGUUUCUCAACCUAGUGGUAGAGUAUUGGGCCAAAAUGUGCUGAUGGUCUCAGAUUCAGUGAUGUCAACAUAUGGUAAUCAACCAUCCCACAACAAGAUGAUGACUCCCAAUGCCCACCCACACCAAGGACGUAAUCAGCCAACAGUUGCAGUUAAUGGUCGUGCCUUGUCACACACAGUGAAUGCCAUGUCACAUACUUCAGGUUUAAAUCGUUUGUCCACGGUGAAAACUUCAUUACAAGUGCCUAUGAGUCACCCAAUGCAUAUGAAUACAAUGAACCCUUAUGCUGCUGUUAACAGUUGCAAUGGCUAUGGAAGAGUGGGAAUUGUUUCUCUCCAUCAGGAGAAGCUUCCCAGUGACUUAGAUGACAUGUUAAUUGAACGGUUGGACUGUGACAUGGAGUCAAUUAUUCGUAAUGACCUUAUGGAUGGAGAAACAUUAGAUUUUAACUUUGACAGUGUGUUGCCUAACCAAAGUUUUCCACACAGUGUGAAGACCACCACACAUAGCUGGGUGUCGGGCUAGGAGUUAGUGCAAGGCUACAGUUUAAAGCUCUUCAGACAUGUCUGACAACAGGAACCGAGAAAAGUAGUCCAAAGAUGUCCUUCGCCCCUCUUUUAGUUUUCUUGAUAAAACUGUUCUCAUUUUUUCCUUUUGUCAAAAUUGGCAGCAAACAGACUUUUCCUGUACAGGAUGUUUGCCCAGUGUUUGCAGGUUAUGUGCUGCUGUAGAUAAGAACUGUGCCAUUGGAAAUUUCAUUACUCUGAAGUGCCAAAUUCACUACACCAUAUAAUCACAGAAAAUACUUUUGCAUCAUGUUGUGCUUUCAGUUUUUGUACAGUAUGAGCUGUAGAUGGAGAAUUAUUUUUUAAAAAAAUAUCUGUUUGGUCCAAAAAAAACCUAUAAACUUCUUGUAAUACUGUGGUGGUCUCAUGCCCUGAGUAAGUUUAACUUUUAUUGAAGUUACCCAUGUUCUGUUGAACUGAUGAAUUGAGAUAACUAUGGACAUUGUUUUGCAGCUGUAUGAACUGCCUUGUAUUUGUUAAAAUUGAUACACAUUUCAUAUGAGAAAACAGAGGCCUGGUAAAUAAGAUCCAGAUAAGGUCAUUGAAUAGUCAAUGUUCAAAACAAACAAUAGAUUAUAUACCAAUUGGUAUGUUACCAAUCUUUUUAUUAUGUAAAUUUACGCAAAAAUAUUUGUGGGUCUGAUUUCCAGAUUAAUGAGUGGUAUUGUUGGACUUGAGAGAAUAUUUGGAAUAGUUAUAAAGCUAUUUUGUUCUUAUAAUUAAAGUUUACUUUGUUAUAUAGCCUACCUAAAAAAUUUACAGAAUCUAAAAUCUGGCAGCAUUCAUAACCUUCAUUUAUACAGUAUUUUAACUGGAUGAAGUGAACAUUUUUAUAUAUUUGCUUAGCACGUUAGAGUGCUACUAAAAAAAGAAAAAAGCUUAAUGAGUACCUUGCAUUCAAAACAUUUCUGUCCCAUAUUUUUUUGGCAGAAGAGUGAUGUGUAUAGACAGACACUUUCCGUUUCAUGUUUAGGAAAUAUUUAAUCGGUUUUAUAUAUGCAUUUUUAGAAACUUCAUCAGCUUCUAUUACCAUUUUAACUCUGACUACCACAAAGUGUUAAGUAUUCAUUGUUAGAUGCUUGUACAAUGCUUCAUGUUUGUAUUUAUUUCAUGGAGGUCUCAUAAUGUUUGUGGACUCAAAAGCAGGAUCUUUGUUUUAAGAAUGUUCAUAUUUCAAUAAAGUUAAUGACAGAAUUUCCAUUUGUAUUUAGCAUUAGUUUUAGGGUCUGUCAGCAUUUUUAUUAUCACACCCUAUUUUAGGGGGUUUGAAAGUGCUACUAUAAAACUACAUGGGGGAUAAAACUUGCAUUAUAUACCAUUUCAGGGCAAGGACAUAUUUGUUCUCGAUUUCUGGGGGUGGGGAAGAUUAGUGAAAUAGCAAAGUUACAUAAACACAAGAGUUUUAGGGAGAAGGGAUAGCUUUAGUUACUAAGGCUUUGGUCCUGCAAACCUUUACUUUUAGGCGAUUGGGCCCAUUGCAGGGUUUACAGGAUUGGGACUUGACUUGGUAAAUAUUUGCUGUAUUUACAUAGUUAAAUUGUGUUUUGAGGGAUGAAUGGGGAGGUAAACCUGCCUGCCUGCCGCUGAUUACUGCACAUUGUUUAUUAAAAAAACAAAAACCAACUAAAAAACUGAGGAUUUUUAUUCUGCACUUACAAUAUUUGCAAUUUUUACAAUAGGCCCAGGGAUGGAAAUGAAUUUUUCUGCUGUACUAUUUUCAAGUGAUCCAUAACUGGAAAGUGAUUAUAAUCCCAGUUUAGCGCCCAUCUUCUCCAUCGUCAUUCUCCAGAUCAUUUGUGGGAUGUGCCAGGAGAGUGAAGAUUAACAAACACAACAUAAAAAAGUCCAUGAUAUUAAUUACAGUGUGUGCUCGGUGCUGGCAGAUCACUAAAACAGCCUAAUUUGUCUAAUAACUUCCCUAUUAAAUUAAUGAUAUCUGAAAUGUGAUCACAGCUCUUGGCCAUGGCACAAGCAGAAGACUCUGGGACCAGUUUCCAAAGAGCCUCCUUUUUGGUGAAUGUGCAAAAUUUUUGCUCUCCAAUGUCAAUUGACUAGAGUAAGUGAAGUACUGAGUCAUAUAAUUAUUUGACCUCUAUGUGCCAAAAGAGAGACCCUUUGAAAUUUGACCCUCUGGUGCAGGAGCUGAAAAUUCUACAUUUAACAGUUUACCUCUUUAUAAUUUUAUUGCUACUGUAUAACUUACAAAUAUAUUCUUUCUUUUAUAGCUAUGAUGAGCUUGAAUGCAACAGUUCCUUAAUUAAAAUAGGCUGCAGGAAGUCCUGUUUGAUCAUUAUCAGAAUAGAUACUUAUAGAUGGUGGGAAUUUUGGUUCUGCAUUUUCUUUUUAUUUCGUUUUGUGUGUCAAAGUUCUAAUAUUUUUGCUUGUAACUGUGGGAUACUGUGAAAUCUAAUGAAGGGUAGGUUGUCUGUCAUGAAAGCAAACAUUAUGUGACCUCUAGUAAUAAAUUCUUUUCAGUAAAAGUACCGAACUGUUGGAGUAAAUUAGUUUGUCAGAAUUAUUGUAAAUGAUUGCUUUGUGAAUUGUGCAGAUGAUCUUACCUAUGCAGCUUUGGUUUUGACUUUUCUCUGGUUUGUACUGUUAUUAAAAGUAUAUUGUAUUAUAGAGCUGUUCAGAUAUUUUAAAUAUAAAGAUGUAUUGUUUCCAUAAUAUAGCUAUAUGAUAUAUGUUUAGAUAGUAGAUGCAUUAAUUGGAAAGCUCUGCUUUGAUAAACUGACAAAUUGCCUACAUGUAUAAGCAAAAGUUGUACUGCUUAUUAUUGGCUUAAGUCAACAGAGCAUCCCUAAGAAGAGGAGAGAACUUAAAAUUGGACCAAUUAUAAAAUAGUAUAAAAUUUGCACUUGUUAAACCACUGGAUGUAUGUUAGUACUUUUUUAUUUUUUUACUGAUUUGAAGUUCAUAUUUUCAUUAUGAAAUUGCUAGGAUUCUUAAUUUAUAACUGAUUUUAGAUAAGAUGUUAUGUUUUUUGUAAUCAUUACGUAAAAAUGCAGCGUGGUUUAUGCAAACAAACAAAAAACCUUGGCAUUAAAACUUGCCUCCUUUUUGAGGGUUGUUCCACAAACCAGCAAUAUCACCAGAGAAUGGCUUGUAAAUAUGGCUAAUUUUACUCGUGGGUGGUGUAACAACACUUCUGUGUUCCACUGCUCUUAUUCAGCAACAUCGCAGAAUUAAAGUUCAUAUUUGGAUAUUUUCAGAGAAGUGCCUGAUGUACCUACAGACACAAGAACAAUCCUUUACUGUUGUAUAAAGCCAUAAAUGUAUAUAAAUUAUGUUAAAAAGGUUUUGUGUCCUUUCUUGUAUACUGGAAAUGAGAUUUAUACCAGGAUUCUACUUGUGAUUAGCAGUUGUCAUAUUCAAACACUGUAGUAAUUACAUUCCUUACUGCCUAAUAUUUUUAAUAAUGAUGAUCCCAUUUGGACAAUCUUGUUGGCAUUAGCAAUUUUAUGUGGAAAAAUACCUCAUGGUACCAAGUCUUGGAUUUCAGCAAGAUGAUACCAUAUUAAUAAGCAAACACUAACUGCAAAAUAGCUAACAGAUUUUCCAGUACUUCAUGUAAGGGGAAUUAUCUCUUGGAAUUUCUUCUGGAAUUGGAAUGGUAUCAGGUACAGUAACUUAAUAGGGCUGUGUUAAGUAUUUUAUCACAACAUAUUGUGAUAAAACUAACUUGUUUAUAACUCUUUGGGACUAAACACAAGAAGAAUCCAUGCCUGAGUUGACAAGAUAUAUUGUGUAGAUAUACUUUGUUGCUGGAAGCUGCUCUACACAGCUCAAGCAUUGUUGCCAUUGGUUCAACAAGCCUGGUUCAGAGAAAAUUGCAAAAAUUCCUGAAAUCCCUUCAGAAUGCAUAUUUGUAAGUAUAAGCUUUUAAUAAAAUUGCUAUGACAUGAGAUGGUGAUUAAUGUAUUAGAACUUUAUAUAAUACAUUUAGAAAAUGUGAAACAAAAACUUAAAUAAAACCACAGGAAGGAA
Chelonia mydas (Green sea turtle) is the source of this 21240-nucleotide messenger RNA. It is a transcript of the gene FOXO1, whose product is annotated as forkhead box O1. The transcript is spliced from 3 exons. Gene Ontology annotation, molecular function: DNA-binding transcription factor activity, RNA polymerase II-specific; RNA polymerase II cis-regulatory region sequence-specific DNA binding. The coding region runs from base 15260 to 17212 and encodes 650 amino acids. Gene Ontology annotation, cellular component: nucleus. Gene Ontology annotation, biological process: insulin receptor signaling pathway; regulation of transcription by RNA polymerase II. Lineage: Eukaryota; Metazoa; Chordata; Testudines; Cheloniidae. The record is from RefSeq and is a predicted model, not a curated record.